AUCACACACAGUGAGAGCCGAGAGCGCUUUCUGUCUUUCAUUCAUCCCGGUGAAGCUGCUCACACUUUCUUCUUCUCUUCUCCCCCCUCCCUCUUUCCUCCCUUACGCUGGUGCAGCUUACUUUGUUUUUGUUUUUCUUCCUCGGUGCCUUUCGGUCGGAGUAGUGGUGGAUGAUAUCAACAGAGCCCCGUUUCUUCUCGGCUGCGCGAUAGUACGGACUACAGAGGAGUCGGUAGAGGACACGCGCAUCACGACAGAGAGGGAGUUUUCUCUUCUUUCUUUUUUUUUGGAGGGUACGGCGCGAUUUUAAACAAGAAAUAUAGACGACAUCGGUGUUGAAGAGCACCCUUGCUACGGACGCUCCACCUCACAAGCCUCCCGUUAAGUUUUGACGGAUAUUACGGCACAGGUGUUUAAGGAUUAAACACCAGGAUUUGGCGAAUGGUUGUCGGAGAGGAGUCGCUGCCUCUGCGCAAGUCUCAGAUGAAGAUGAAGUCGUCGGGCGUCGUGGACGGAGGCUUGUUCACAGAGAGCUACUGUAACAUCUGCAAUGCCCAGCUCAUCUCUGAGUCGCAGCGCACCGCUCACUACGAGAGCAAGAAGCAUGCCAACAAGGUACGUCUGUUCUACAUGCUUCACCCUGAAGAUGGAGGACCACCUUCCAAGAGACUGCGGCCAGAUAACCCAGACUGUGCAGAGACAGAGGUGGACAGGAACAAGUGCUGUACGCUGUGUAAUAUGUUCUUCACAUCCGCCAUUGUGGCCCAGUCGCACUACCAAGGCAAAACCCACGCCAAGAGAGUCCGCCUGGUGCUGGGGGAGCAGCCCAGCCUGCCGUCGGCUAUGACCAGCCCCACAAACACAGACUCCUCUCCUUCUACCCCGUUGCCCGCAGACCCAGCUGCGUGCCCAACUCCUACCCCUGACCUGGCAUGGCCCCUGGGGGUGGUCGGGGGAAACGGUGGAAGAGAAGCCGGGAAGUACUGCUGCCUGUGCGGCGCCUGGUUCAACAACCCGCUGAUGGCCCAGCAGCACUACGAGGGCAAGAAACACCGCAGAAAUGCAGCCAGAGCACGCCUCCUGGAGCAGCUAGCGGGCAGUCUGGAUGCCACGGAGAGCACAGGGUUGCGCAGUAGUUACUCUUGCAGUGUCUGCAGUGUUGUCCUAAACUCUAUCGAGCAGUACCAUGCGCACCUCCAGGGCUCCAAGCACCAGAACAACCUGAAGCAACACCAGCAGUAAGCCACGGAGACAGGCCACUCUGGAAAGAAGGAAAGCUGAAGACCGAGAUUAUUGGAAUAAAGAACUUCAGAAGAAAGGACUUGUGUCAGAAACCGAAGAGUCUGAGAAAGUAGUGCAGAGUAGCAAACUUCAGUGUGUGCGUGUGUGUGUGUGUGUGUGUGUGUGUGUGUGUGUGUGUGUGUGUGUGUGUGUGUGUGUGUGUGUGUGUGAGUAUAUAUGUGUGUAUAUGUGUGUAUGGGUGUCACAGGCAUUCAUACAUGCACCCGCAGUAUGCAUGUGUGGGUCAUUGUGAGAGCGUUUCUAUAUUUGAUCUAAAAAUAUAUAUCUCGGAGGUUUAUUCAGCACCUAAGUGUUUAAUACCUCAACACAAAUAGCCGCCAGAAGACUUGCGGCUGAAUAUUGCCAUAUAACUCCUGUGUGAACCACAAUCCUAAAAUCUAACUGAUGUCAGUGCGUUGCCCAGAGUGGUAAUAAUCCUUACAAUGAUAGUCAUACAGCAGCAGUAAUAAUAACUCUGUAACUAGCCGCCCCACCAAGUGCUCUGACAGUGAUCCAAGUUUUUUACCUUCAUUCUAAAUGCAUUUCAUAUACAAUGAAAGUGGCACAGGCAUGGCUCACUUUCAGACCACUUGAGACCUACUCAGGCCCAGACCGUUAAAUCCAAGGAGAACGAAAUUCCGUCGUAACAGUUUUUCCAAUUUCCACAAUUAAGAAAGGACUUUUUCUCUUUUUUUUUUACGUUCCGUUUUCUAUAAUGUGGAGGCAUUGUAUUUCUUUCAAAUGGUGGAUGUGGCAUUUUGAAGACCAUCUUUUGUCAAGUGUUCCAUAUAAUCAAAGGCUUGAGACGUGGCAUGGUUACAGUUCAGAGUUAAGAAAAGCAGCACAAAGACUUUUAAACUCCUGCUCCGAGGUGAGGGUCUGUGCAUCUUUCUGAAUCAUCUACUUUUGAAAACAUUCCCACAGCACUGAAUACUGAUGUCAGGUGCAGUCUGGAGCUGAAACUAAUUCUCUUCUCUGUUGAGAUGGGCAACGUGUAGAUAAUAUUUUUUUAUUUUUCUGUUGCUAUGACAGAGAAAAAAAAACUGCACUCCCAAUCAAUGUAGCAGCAAAUGUACAAUACAACUGGGAUGUAAUUCAAUGCAUGCAAAAUGUAAAGCGUUGCAUUCACUUGCCUUUUUGAAAACUAUUGCUUGCGCGUUUUGGCAAUAGCGCUGCUUUCUAGUGAUAGCUUCGUAAUGCAUUACUGCACAUGCUUGCUCCUGAGCAAAGGGGUCACCUUUUAGUACUGAACUGGCUUCAUUUCAACAUCUAAUUCAUUCAUCAGAAACCUUUUGAUACCUAGAAAUUUGAGCAGUCACCGCUGUAUAACACUCCUUUUCUGUAGUCUCGUUGGAGCGUCUGUAAAGUGAGUUUCUGAGAUGGUUUGUGGCAUCAUAAGAUGGGCAAACGGAAGACAAUCCACUUUACUGCGCUGGCACUCAGCAGCUUUCUCUGUAAGCUGGGGAAGGACUGAAAACACAGCACGCGAUGCAAAGCCAGCGUCUGGAAGUUUUUCUUGGCACAAGCUCAGUUUUGUUUUUUUUCUGUGACCAUAUUAAGUAUGUUUUUAUUUUGUACUAUUUUCAUUUGAGAUGAGGGGAGGGGACUACCAGAGACCUGAUUGUUUUUCUUUUGCAGACAUAUGGAUGAGCAAUGGUUUUAUGCAAAUCACACUAAAAUAUAAACAACCAUGCAAUGAGGGUUUGAUGUGAAAUAGUUUAAUUUAAUGAAGAAAAAAACAGUUUAUGUAAAUAGGCAGUAGCUGCAGGUGAACUUUGUGUUUUAAAAAGUACAAAAGUUUUGUAUUUAUAGUGUUUAUCUGCACUGAGUUAAAGGGAUAUAAGGGAAAUGUGUUUCUUAUGGAUAUUAUUGAAAAUUACAAAUGUGCUGGCACUGAAAUGAGA
This is a messenger RNA of Eleginops maclovinus (Patagonian blennie), 3185 nucleotides long. RefSeq names its product zinc finger protein. Gene Ontology annotation, molecular function: nucleic acid binding; zinc ion binding. Lineage: Eukaryota; Metazoa; Chordata; Actinopteri; Perciformes; Eleginopidae. The record is from RefSeq and is a predicted model, not a curated record. The transcript has 7 exons. The coding region runs from base 442 to 1242 and encodes 266 amino acids.